CCGUGGUCGCUGUACCUGCCGGUGUUCGCCGACGCCGCGUCCCCCUGCGGCGUCGCGGUGGCCGCCAUGGCCUCCGCCCUCGAGGGGAGCGUCUCCCAAAAGGAAGACUUGCUCGGAGUCUUGCAGAUGGUGGACUCGUGGGCGAAGGCGCGCGACGGCCUCCUCUACGGCGUGCCCUUCGUGCUGGGCGUCGGGUCCUACGGCGAGUGCCUCCGCGCGCGCGCCCCCGACCUCGACAUCAAGGGAAAGUACUGCUCUGUCGUAUUUACAGAUGACCCGAGCUUCAACGGCACUCGGACGGAGGUCGACGGCGCGCUGCGUGUCGCCCAGACCUCGGCCAGCGUCAACGUGGGGUUAUACUCGCAAUACGGCACAUGCAUACCCGACGCCUGCUCAGAGGAAGACAUGGUGGAGAGCCUAAGUGUUGCUGUCGGAGGACGCAAAGUGGCGGGCGUCUUCUGCCAGACUUUGGACGAAGCGCCGGAGUUCACUGCGGCGGAUAUCGCUAUGAUAAGUUUCCUGAGCGUGAUGCUGGCUCUCAUGGCGGCCGGCACUGUCGCGGACCUGUACCUCCGGGCCACCUCGACGGCGCCUGCGACGGGCGUGCGCUUCCUGCUGCCCUUCUCGCCGUACACCAACCUGGAGAAAAUGUUCCACGUGACGACCGAGUCUCGCCCGGGGGUCAUCUCCUGCCUGCACGGGAUGAGGGUUUUGUCUAUGACCUGGGUAAUCAUCGGCCACCAGUAUGUCUUCGAUACACUCUUCAGCGUGAACUUGCAACACCUCCAGAAGUGGACCACCAGCCUGGUCUUCCAAGUCAUUGCCAACGCGUCUCUGAGCACGGACUCCUUCUUCUUCCUGUCGGGGCUUCUGGUGAGCUACGGGGUCCUGAAGGAGAUCAAGAGGACUGGCAGAGUCGAUAUCAUUAUGUAUUAUGUGCACAGAAUUAUCAGGUUAACGCCGCCGAUAGCUGUCGUUACGCUCUUUCUCGGGACACUGUUCAGGUUCCUCGCUUCUGGCCCUAUGGCGUAUUACGUGACCUCGAUGUACACAAUCUGCUCUAGCAAAUGGUGGUUUGAUGUCCUCUAUGUCAAUAAUUUCCUCGCCUUUAAUGAGACCACCAAUCAGAUAACUGAUUGCCUCGGCCAGUGCUGGUACACCGCCGCGGACACACAGAUGUACCUGGUGGCUCCCCUCGUGCUGUUUCCCCUCGCCUACUCCCCUGCAAAAGGAAAGCUUCUUUUGUAUGUGGUCACUUUAGCAUCAGCCGUUAUCCCUGCUGCGGUUAUCUAUGUCAACGAUUUCCCACCUGGAUCGAUAAUAGGUGGUGAUGAAAACGUCGACAAUUCGGGUUACCAAAAGCUCGUGUACUACAAGCCCUGGUGCCGCAUGAGCGCCUACGUCGUAGGUAUCUGGGCUGGCUACAUCAUCUUUAAACAGGACUCAAAGAAACUCCACCUCUCGCCUAUGCAGGUGGUAUCGGGGUGGACAGUGGCCACGUUCUCGGCUUUGGCAGCGUUACUCGGCAUGUGGAGUUACAACCAGCUGUCAGUGGAGUUUGCCUUCGACCCCGUGACCCAGGUCUUGUACGGCGGUCUGCACAGGGGGGUCUGGUGCGCGUCCCUGGCUUGGGUCGUGGUGGCUUGUCAUUGUGGCUAUGGAGGUGUGGUGAACGACUUCCUGUCCCAUCCCACGUGGCAGCCUCUUUCUCGCCUCACGUACAGCAUAUACCUCGUCGCUCUCCCUAUACAGCUUCUGGCAACUUUCAACCUUAAGGACGUCGUUUACUUCUCACACAUAGACAAGAUAAUCCACGCAUUGGGGGCCAUCUUCAUCUCGAUCGUGGCUGCCGUGCUGCUCUCGCUCACGGCCGAGGCUCCGAUCCUGGGUCUGGAGAAACUCAUUUUCAGAAGACCUGGUCGGGGGGAAGACAAACCCAAACCCCCUUCUCCAAAAGACGAUAAGGGUCACGAUAACCUCGCUUUCUCCGACGAAAUGACCGAGAAAGUCGGCACCGAACAAGGACACAUGAUAAUGGAGGGCGUGUGUGAUACUGACCCUAAGCCAUCGACCCUGAAGGAGGAGGAGAUGGAGACUGUGACACGGUUUUAGGGCUCGUGAAGGGAAGGGUCUGGUUGGGUCUGAUGGCUUCAGGUUGGGGUCUCUGGCAGUAUUUCUCUACCUCCUCCUCUUCUUCUUCUUCUUCUCUGUAUUUGUUUCUGUUUUGUUUGUUUUUUCGGUUAUAGAAAAGCUUGGUGACACGUUUCUUUGGUGAAAUCAAGAAAAAAAAUAAAGUUGGCCUAUAUUGUCUGUUCUUAGAA
Penaeus vannamei (Pacific white shrimp) is the source of this 2321-nucleotide messenger RNA. The record is from RefSeq and is a predicted model, not a curated record. Lineage: Eukaryota; Metazoa; Arthropoda; Malacostraca; Decapoda; Penaeidae.